UUUUCAAAUUGGGGAUAGGGUAGGAUAGGCGUUAGGGGUUGCUGGGUUAGGGGUAGGACCUUCAUUGCGGAAGCAGGUUCAAUUUCUACAUCUCGGUAGGGGUAGGAAAAUGGGGGUGGAGAUUAUACAGUGGGAAAUCGAGUCCUCAUCAAUAAGGUAAAAGUUCAAGUAGCCAACUAAAUGAGCUACUAAGAGUCCUCUUCUGAUAUCAGUUUUAUUGGCGGAAACCGAUAAGCAAGGAUAGGCUGAAGUUUUUUGAAGGGCGUUUGUGAUGGAGGUUUGAUAGGAGGGUCACGGGUCACCCUAUUAUGUCUAAACACGAUUUAACUAGACUUUCGAAAACUGUGAUCUAUUUCCCAUAUUGAUUUCCUUUACUCUCAUUCGUUCUUGAUUGUAGCUUUCAAUGAUUGGAGAUCCAUGAUAAUGAUAUGAUUCGAGGUUUUCAGUGGGAAAUUGGGGUUGUGAGAGUAGUGAAACUUCUAGGGUUUGGGUGGUCGAAUAGGCAGAACAAUCUUGAGGCAGAGAAGAUACUUGGGAUGAUGUUGCUAGGGUUGAGAAAGUACAUGAUGGGCCAUGAGGCAGGAGAAGGGCAUUCAAAGGCAGUGGGGUUAUGGGAGGUGGCAAAGGUGAAACAAUUUGAUCAUGUUUCCGGGGCUAAGAAAACUGACCAGCAUUGAUGAGUUUGAUGACUGAUGAGAUACACCAAAGCCGAGAACUGGUUCUCAAUAAUUUCUUUCCAACAUUUUUGAAUUACAUAACUACUUGAACAUAAGCUACAACAAAUAUUGGAAGCCAGUGUGGUGUUGAACUUUGGGUGGAUUGCUUAUCUUUCUUUUUUCAUGGCCAACCUGGUUCGCGCAAAUGCGAACAAUGAAAAGGUCAAAGCUGUUGCUGCAGUUGUCCUCAAGGGACAUUGGGACAAUCUUUUGAAGCCUAAGACCGGCUCAUUUGUGACUUCCACCGCUAUUAGUCAAGCCCUUCUUCAUAUAUCGCAAUAUUAUUUCUCCCUCUCAUGGUCAUUCUUUCAGUGGGCCGAAUCCGUUCCCAAUUACAAGCAUUCGUUGCAAUUCUCUUGGACUAUGAUUUACAUACUUACCAAACAAAAACACUUCAAAAUUGCACAAGCCAUGCUUCAAAAGGUGGCAGUCAGAGACUUUUUAUCAUCACCGACAGUGCUGAAUGCGCUUGUGAGCUCCAAUCUGAAUAAUGAUGUGAACUCACAUCUUUUAAGUUGGUUGGUGAUAUUCUAUGCUAAUUCAAAACUAACCCAUGAUGCAAUUCAAGUUUUUGAGCAUAUGAGGGUUUGUAAGCUUAUGCCCCAUGCGCAUGCUUGUACUACCCUUCUGAAUUCAUUGGUGAAGGAUGGGUUGACUGAUACUUUGUGGAAAAUUUACAAAAAGAUGCAAAAAAUAGGGGUGGUUCCAAAUAUAUAUAUCUAUAAUGUGCUUAUGCAUGCUUGUUGCAAGUCUGGUGAUGUUGAGCGGGCUGAAGAUUUAUUGAGAGAAAUGGAGUUUAAAGCUACAUUCCCUGACCUUUACACUUAUAACACGUUGAUAUCACUGUAUUGCAAGAAAGGCAUGCAUUAUGAAGCUUUGUGCGUGCAGGAUAGGAUGGAAAGAGCAGGAGUACGUCCUGAUAUUGUAACCUAUGACUCUUUAAUUUACAGUUACUGCAGGGAAGGGAGGAUGAGGGAGGCUAUAAGGCUUUUCAAGGAAAUUAAAGAUGCUACCAUUAACCUGGUUACUUACACUACAUUGAUAGAUGGGUAUUGCAGAGCCAACAACAUUACUGAAGCUUUAAGAUUGAGAGAUGUAAUGGAGGCAAAGGGUUUGUAUCCUGGGGUUGUUACUUACAAUUCAAUUCUUCGGAAAUUGUGUGAACAAGGCCAGAUGAAGGAUGCAAAUAUACUAUUAAAUGAGAUGAAUGAGAAGAAAGUUGUACCUGAUAAUGUGACUUGCAACACUUUGAUUAAUGGUUACUGCAAGAUCGGGGAUAUGAAAUCUGCUCUCAAGGUGAAAUAUAAGAUGUUGGAAAGUGGACUGAAACCUGACCGCUUCACUUACAAUGCUAUGAUUCAUGGAUUUUGUAAGGUAAAGGAUACAGAUGGGGCCAAAGAAGUAUUAUUUGACAUGGUUAGGAUUGGACUUUCCCCCAGUUACUGCUCUUAUUCGUGGCUUGUGGAUGCUUACUGCCACCUGAAUAAUGAGGUAGCAGUUGUCUCAUUGCCAGAUGAGUUUACAAGAAGAGGUUAUCUUGUUGAUGUGUCCUUUUAUAGGGCAAUCAUAAGGGGGUUGUGCAAGAGAGGUAAAAUUGACGGUGCUGAAAAAGUUUUCCACAUUAUGCAAACAAAGGGGGUGCGUGGAGAUAGUCUAAUAUAUGCUACUCUUGCAUAUGCUUACUUUAAGGUAGGGAAGUUUGGUGCUGCGUCAUAUUUGUUAGACGAUAUGUACAGAAGAAGGCUAAUGAUAACCCUCAAAACGUACAAAAGUUUUAAUGCUUCUUACUCUGACGAGAAUACCCUUAUAGAUAUGUUUUGGAGUAACGUGAUGCAAAGAGGUCUGAUUUCCAGAACCGUCUACGAUGACAUCCAGCAAUUGAAGAUGCUAUAUUAGAAACAAAUUGGCUUCUGACGUCUUUGAUUCUUGAGGUAUGGAUAUCAUAGCUGAAGCACUCUGUUGUAAGCCUGAGCAGUCUCUGCUAAUAAAUAUGAUUCUGUUGUGCUCUCACAAAUUCUCUCUGGAGACAUGAAGCAAGAACAACACUGUCAACUUUUCACAAAGGUGGUUGAGCCAUGUUGUCAUUGUGCUUCUUUCUGCUGGGAAUCCUGGAAUAUAUCAUAUUUCAAAUGUAUAAGGAAGAGAUUGGCAGUGGUUCGAUUGGGCCUUUCAUAUGCUUUUUGUGCUGGUUUACUUGAAGGUAGCAACUAAUACUUCUAUGACAUUACAUUGUCGGCAAAAUGAGGAAGAAUCUUUGAUUCAAAAAAGGUAUCCACCAUGCUGAUACCGUAUGUUCUAAUUCUGUGCUGCUGGAUAUAUUUUAAUGGACACGACAUGGAGGCAGUCGAACUUUUUCGAGACAAAAAUAGAUGUGGUUCCUGAUGAAGUUACCUUGUGUGAUGUUCUAUCUGCCUGCUGCCAUUCUAGUUUAACUGAGCUUGGAAAUUUGCUUGAUUGAAUCGAGUAAAUAUGCAACAUAUCAAAGAUAUCAGAAAUGGAGAUUAGCUUGGUAGUUGGUGGUGCAUUUCUCUCUUCAGCUUUGAGUGGUCUCUUUGAUAGGUUUGCUCCUCAGGUUAAUCUGCUCAAGAUGUUUCAGAUGCAUAAGAAUGAUGUUCGGCUCUUUAAGAGGCUGAAAAUGACUUUGUUUGGCCUUCAGGCUGUGGUAAGUGAUGCGGAGAAUAGGCAAGCAUCAAAUUCAGUUGUGAACCAGUGGUUUAAUGAGCUUUGAGGUGCUGCGGAUGGUGCUGAAAACUUAAUGGAAGAAGUCAAUUACGAGGCUUUGAGGCUUAAGGUGGAAGUUCAGCUUCAAAAUCUUGCAGAAACAAGCAACCAGCAAGUAAAUGUCCUUAACCUGUGCUUAAGUGAUGAGUUUCUUCUUAGCAUAAAGGAGAAGUUGGAAGACACCAGUGAAACAUUGGAGGUGUUGGAAACUCAAAUUGGUCGCCUUGGCUUAAAGGAGCAUUUUUAUUCGGGUAAACUAGAAACUAGAAGACCUUCAACUUCUUUGGUUCAUGAAUCUGAUGUCUUUGAUAGGCAGAAUGAAAUAGAGGAAUUGAUUGACCAUUUAUUGUCCAAGGAUGCAAAUAGAAAUAAUCUGUAGUUCCUAUUGUUGGAAUGGGUGGCGUGGGUAAGACAAAACUUGCUAAAGCUGUUUACAAUGAUCAGAACCAUUUUGAUUUGAAAGCUUGGUUUUGUGUCUGAUCCAUAUGAUGCUUUCAUAAAAACAAAAGGCAAUCCUUUGCACUUGUUGCAAUUUGUUUUCUAACCUCUUCAAGUUCUGGUUGUUCCACAGGAAUCCUGUUUUCUAUGAAUGCCGUUUGAAUAAAGCCCAAGAGACUUCAUCAGACAGAGUCCCCUUAUUGAUUGCCCCACGACCCAUCAUCAAGGCGACACUCUCUUUACGUGUCGUUACAAUGAUCUUACUUCCUAUAUCCCCUUGUACAAAAAGAUUUCUCAAUUCAUCCCACUCAUUAUAGCUGUCAUUCCAGACGUCAUCCAGAACAAUAAGGAACUUUUUGCCUUUUAAGCUUUCCUUCAGUUUGACUUUUAGCUGAUUAUGAUUGUCACCAUCUAUUAAACCAAUUUCUUGAAGUAACAAUUUUGUUAUUCUGAAAGCAUCAUAUGGCUCAGACACACAAAAAUGGAUUUGUGGGGAGACAUUUUAAUAAGUGAAAUAUGGGAGCUGUCAAGUCGUUCGAAUGGUAGCUUACCAGCUUUGAUGUUGAGCUAUAAUGAUGUUCCUGCACAUUUUAAGCAACGUUUUGCUUAUUUUGAUUUGGAAGCUUGCUUUUGUGUGUCUAUAUGAUGCUUUCAGAAUACAAAAGGGUUACUUCAAGAAAUUGGUUUAACGGUUGAUGACAUCUUAAUCAACUACAAGUCAAAUUGAAGAGAAGCUUAAAAGACAAAAAGUUUCUUAUUGUUUUGGAUGACAUCUGGGAUGACAACUAUAAUGAGUGGGAUGACUUGAGUAAUCUCUUUGUACAAGGAGAAAUAGGAAGUAAGAUCAUUGUAACGACAUGUAAAGAGAGUGUCGUCUUGAUGAUGGGUUGUGGGGCAAUCAACUUGGGGACUCUGUUUGAUGAAGUCUCUUGGGCUGUAUUCAAACGACAUUCAUUAGAAAACAGGGAUCCUAAGGAACAUCCAGAACUUGAAGAGGUUGGAAAACAAAUUGCACACGGGUGCAAAGGAUUGCCUUUAGCUCUGAAGGCACUUAGUUGUAUUUUAUGCACCAAAUUAGAGAUGGAUGAGUGGAGAGACAUUUUAAGAAGUGAAAUAUGAGAGUUGCCAUGUCGUUCGUAUGUCAUCUUACCAGCUUUGCUGUUGAGUUACAGUGAUCUUCCUGCACCUUUGAAGCAAUGUUUUGCUUAUUGUGCAAUAUUUCCCAAAGAUCUGUUUUGCAAUGUCCAAGUUAUUCACUUGUGGAUUGCUAAUGGUCUUGUACAACAGUUUCAUUCAGGAAACCAGUACUUUCUCGAUUUGAGAUCAAGAUCGUUGUUCGAAUGGGUCCCAGAGUCUUCUAAAAGAGAUAUAGAGAAAUUCUUGAUGCAUGACCUUGUCAAUGAUUUUGCCCAAAUGUCGUCUUCGGAACUUUGUAUUAGUUUGGAAGAGAAUGAAGGAUCUCAUAAGUUAAAACAAAGUCGGCACAUGUCCUAUUCAAUGGUAGAAGGUGACUUUGAGAUAUUGAAACCACUCUCCUAGGUAGAGCAGAUGAGGAUAUUGCUUCCAAUCAAUCUCCAGCGCGGGUACUUAAUGAAGCUAAGCAAGAGGGUGCUACAUAACAGAUUGCCAGGACUAACAUCCUUAAGGGCAUUCUCUUUGUCACGUUAUGGGAUUGUGGAGUUGCGAAAACAUUUGUUUAUCAAAUUCAAGCUCCUCAAGUUUUUGGAUAUUUCUCGGACAAAGAUUAAAAAUUUCCAGAUUCGAUUUGUGUCUUCUAUAACAUAGAGACUCUUCUCGUGUCAUCAUGUGAUGAUCUUGAGGAGCUAUCACUGCAGAUGGAAAAGUUGAUCAACUUGUGUCAUCUUGACAUAAGCAACACUUCUCGCUUGAAGACGCCGUUAUCUGAGCUAGUUGAAAAGCCUGCAUGUGCUAGUCGGAGGCAAGUUUCUUUUAGGUGGUCCCGGUGAUUCAAGAAUGGAAGAUUUGGGUGAUCGGCAUAACUUGUAUUGAUCUCUAUCAAUUCUUGAGUUGCAAAAUGUAGAAGGGAAGCUCUGAAAGCAAACACAGGGGAGAAGAAUCUUGUUGAGAAGGUUAUCGUUGGAGUGGAGUGGAAGUAUUGCCGACAAUUCACAAAUUGAAAGAGACAUACUUAAUGAGCUACACCCACACACAAAUAUAAAUCACUGGAUAUAGAGGGACAAUAUUUCCAAAUUGGCUAGCUAGUCAUUCGUUUCCUAAGCUGCUAGUACAAUUGUCUCUUAGCAACUGCGAGAACUAUGAUUCCUUGUCAGCACUAGGACUACUUCCUUCUUUGAAAUUCCUUUCCAUUAGAGUGAUGCUUUGAUUAACAGAGGUGAGGGAAGAAUUAUGGGAGUUGCCUGAAAAUCUUUGUUCAAUGACAUCAUUGAGAAUUUCAAGUUGUUCUGAACUCAAUUUGGAGACACCUAUCCAACUUUCAAGUCAAACGGUUUGAAGUUUUUGGUUCUCCUGAGGUUGGAGUUCUUUUUGAUGAAGCUGAAUUGUUUACUUCCCAACUUCAUGGAAUGAAGCAGAUUGAUGAAUUAAUUAUUGCUGACUGUAACUCUCUUGCCUCCUUACCUAUUAGCAUUCUGUCCCGUACCUUGAAGAAAAUAUGGAUAUCUUCUUGUCAGAAAUUAAAUUUGGAGUCGUAAGUUAGUGAAAUGAUUUCUAGUAGUUAUUGUAACAUAUUUCUCGAGGGUUUGAUACUGGCUGAAUGUGAUUCUAUUGAUGGUAUAUCAACUGAGUUGGUCCCAAGAGCACAAACUUUGAGGGUAGGUGGUUGCCACAACCUUACUGGGCUUUUGAUUCCUACUGGGACUGAAAGGAACACCUGUGAUGAUUAAAAUGAAGGGCGCUCGGACAGAUUUGUCAUUGUAGGAGUUGUUCAAUGUUGUCUUCAUUGCCUUAAAGUUCGUCUAUACGUGGAAUCACAGGAAGAGCAUGAAUGGUCAGGAACUAUGCAAUCAAAAAUGUCGAUAAAGGAUUUUCAAACUCAGUUCUUUUUCACAACGCAGCCGUCUACCUUGUCUUCCUUGAGAUGAAGCAUGACUUGCUGCACAUGGAACAUACAACUCUAAUGGAGCCCAAAGGAAAAUGAGGAAAAAAUAGUUGUUCAAUGAAACAUGUAAGGAAGCAUAUUGCCCAUUAUGGUUAGAUUAUAAGUAAAAACCAUUACUUUUUCAUUAUCAGGAUUUUGACAAAGCCCAACGAUUAUUUGGAAAGGGAAAAGUUUCGGAGGUCUCUUACUCAAGUCAAGAUUACGGGGAAGUGGUUGAAUCUCUAAGUGGUAUUUAUUCUUAUGUUGGAUGGAACAUCAGAACUAUGCAUGUAAUAUAUUGUUGGUUUUGGCAUUAAGCUCACACAGCUUUAAAAUGCAUCGUUGCUUAUAUAGCAGCAAUCAACAUCUCCUCAUUGUUUUUCCAAUCUGGUAUUUUGCCUUAGGAUGAUACAACAAAGUUCUAUUUACUCUGGAUACAUCUUGGCCGAUGGAAAGUAAAAGACAACAUGGUUAUUGGACUUUCUGAGUUGAGUUACCUUAACUUCUUGAGGUGUAAUGGUUAGAGCAAACUGUAAACGCUAUGUAAAAUGUAUACGAAACAAAGUAGACCUGAAGGAGUGAAAUUUGUUUGCGUAGUUUCUUGAUGUAGUUAUUACUGAUUAAAUGAUGUCUAGUUAAGUUCAUACUGCAUAAAAUUUCUUCACUCUAA
Messenger RNA from Capsicum annuum, 7603 nucleotides. Its product is annotated as pentatricopeptide repeat-containing protein At5g38730. The transcript is spliced from 4 exons. The record is from RefSeq and is a predicted model, not a curated record. NCBI's taxonomy places the organism in Eukaryota, Viridiplantae, Streptophyta, Magnoliopsida, Solanales, Solanaceae. Bases 840 to 2612 code for a protein of 590 amino acids. Gene Ontology annotation, molecular function: protein binding.